AUGGGUAAAAAAGCCAUCGUUAGCAAACAUAUCGUCCUUUCAGGAGACCACCAUCUAUACUCCCACCACCCUAUGUAUGGGAUAAUUCUGAUCGAAGGUGAAUUUAUUUUCGAUGUUAUCAUAUUAGAUGAUAACGUUCCCGUCAACGCAGUUAUAGAAAAAUACUCUGAGUGGAGCCCUCAGGACUAUGCGAAUUUCUAUAUUUCUCCUGGGAUCAUUGAUCUGAAUGUAAGAAGGGAAUUUGAAAAUUAUACAUUUUUAACUAAAUCAGCUGUUAGUGGAGGAGUUUCUCUUAUCAUAGAAGAAGAUGGAUUUUAUACAGCUGAUUUUCAAAAUGGAGAUCUCUAUUGUGAUAUUGGAAAAAUCUUGGUGCUUGACAAGAACAAUUUUGAAAGGCUUGAGGAAAUACAGAGCAAAGAAUAUCUUGCAGUGAAAAGCUACCUUUUCCCUCCAAGCACAUCGGUCCAAACUGUCCCUUCUGAUCUUGCUGUGUUUUUUGAUAGAGUUUCUGAGCUAAAACUGCCUGUUUUUAUUGAUCCUACUCUUCCUGAUGCAAGAAUGCUAUUUAUGGCUUCACCGAUGAGGUUUGAAAAAGUGGAAGAAAGAAAUACAGCAGAGAAGUCAGAAAAUUAUAACGUGUUUGCAGCAGCUUUUCCUGACACAAUUGACUCUGAAGAUGAUUCUGAGUCCAGUCAGUCUAUCCCAGAUUUAGAAGUAACGCGGUCGUUCUGAAAUGAAGACUUAGAGAAGCUCCAACAUCAGAUGAUAAAAUCUCGGUCAAACUCAGGCGAAAAUUUUGAGUGCCUUCAGAUCCAUAAAGAAAUCCAAAAAGAAAUUUCUCCAGUCAAUGACUCUGAUGAAUGCAUAAAUAAAAUGGCAUUCGGUUAGAGCGAAAUUAGCUCAGCUAAUUUUCUCUCCCUCAAGCAAUUUUAUUUAUGGAGUUGGGUUUUACCUCGAGAACUUCUUCACAGCAAUAGCGGUUUAACUCUGGGGAUAACCAGAGGAACUGCUCCUCAGUGUACUCAAGAGGCUCAGUCUUCACCCCUCAGCACACCCGAUGAAGGUGACCCUUAGGCGGAACACGCACAGGAGCUGAGUAGAAUAAAGCCGUGGCGGCAGCGAAGCCCGUCGAAGCCGGAACGCUAUAUUUGCCGUACCUUGGGGAAUCGAAGUAGAUCGAUCCAGGAGUCUAUGGGCCCGAAACGUGGAUAAGUAUGGUGGCAGCUCUGGACAAGGCUACCCCGUGGUAGACGUAAAAAGUUAUAAAUAAUUUAAGAUUAAGAUUAAGACUCUGAUGAAUACUCAUUGCUAAUUUAUAGCAGCAAAUCUCCUCACUUGAGAUCAAAAACUCAUACUAUUUUCGACGACUUAGACAAAAGAAUCAAGCAAAACCAAGUCAGUAUUGAAAAUAUUUCUCAAGCUGAACAAUUUACCUAUAAGCAAGCUGGGAGGACUGAGUUUAGAAGGCAAAGCUUUCCUUUUGCAGGAAAUACCAUCCCAAUUAUGGAGAUGCCGAAAACUCAAGCUGAGCCUGUGAAAAAUACUUAUGAAGAUCGUAUGAAAUUCAGAAGACCUCAAGCUUUAAGCAUUAAGCCGCAGCAAGAAAAGCAUGAAGAUAAAAAAAGAAUUUAUGUGUAUCAUCUCGCAAAUUAUUCAGAACAUUGAGAGACAUCAGGAAUUGAAAAAAUUUUAGCGAGUUUAAGACCAGAAAUUCCUUUACAUAUUGUAGGAAUUUCUUCAGCUAUUGCAAUUAAUAAAAUAAGACAGGCUAAAGAGCAUUUCCCAAGGCUAACAUGCGAAAUUCCUGCGCCGCAUCUAUAUUUUACAUGUGACUCUGUAAAAGAUGGGAGCACGAUUUUUAAAAAUUCCCCUCCAAUAAGAAACAGAGGCAACUGCAACCUACUAUGGGAUUUAUUGAAAAUGAAGGCUAUUGACUGCAUAUCAUCCCAGCAUGCCUUUAUUUCUCCAAGAUGUAAAGAUAUAGAAAACGGGAAUUUUCACAAAGCCUUAAACGGAAUUUGUAGCAUUGGAUUCACUCUGCAAGCUAUUUGGACAAUGUUAAAUGUCCCUGUUUCUACUCAGUCACAAUUAGAGCACUAUAUCAUCAGGAUUUCUAAGUGAUUAUCACUAUACCCAGCAAGGAUUUUGAACAUCCAAGACAAGCGAGGCUCUAUUGAAAAAGGCAAAUACUGUGAUUUGGUUAUAUGGUCUCCUUACGAACGAAUUAAAAUUAAUGAAAUUUAUUCAGAAAAUGAAGAAAUAUCUCCAUUUUUAGGUCAAGAAAUGCAUGGGAAAAUUCACAAAGUUUAUGUUAGAGGUAAAGUCGCUUAUGAUGAAAAAGAAUUUUUUAUUCAUGGAAAACAGAUGUUAAGUGGCUAA
This is a messenger RNA of Blepharisma stoltei, 2379 nucleotides long. The record is from the annotation of a GenBank genome assembly. Lineage: Eukaryota; Ciliophora; Heterotrichea; Heterotrichida; Blepharismidae.